Venustampulla echinocandica is the source of this 492-nucleotide messenger RNA. RefSeq lists its product as uncharacterized. NCBI's taxonomy places the organism in Eukaryota, Fungi, Ascomycota, Leotiomycetes, Helotiales, Pleuroascaceae. The transcript has a single exon. The record is from RefSeq and is a predicted model, not a curated record. The coding region runs from base 1 to 492 and encodes 163 amino acids.
AUGACAGACUGGGCUAUUGUUGAGGUCACCAACGUAUCAACAUUCCGCUUGAACCGACCUCCCAUCACUGAACCCAUGGACCCAAGGCAGCAGUCUCUCCCAGCCGGGCUCAAGUACAGAGCAAGUAAGAAUCACGCCAUCUCUAGAGUGGGAAUAGAUCUUGAGAAAUAUUCCUGGGUCGCUAAGGCCGGCCGCUCUACAUCCAUUUUUAUCGAUGGUUAUACUGCAGGGCAUAUCAACUGUAUGAAAGGCCGAGUGCAUUGGGACAACGGGCGAGAUACUCUCGAGACGGUUAUCAGCAACGAGCCGUCAGGGCUACAAUUUGCUGUCCGUGGCGACUCUGGGUCCAUGGUCAUCAGCCGGAACAAGGAUUGGGUGGGCCUCGUGAUAUCGGGAGAAAGUACGGGGGAUACGGCUUACUUGAUGCUCGCACAGGCCAUUAUCGACGAUAUCAAGGCCAAAACUGGGGGGACGAUCUCCCUUCCAUUAUGA